Messenger RNA from Danaus chrysippus (African queen), 801 nucleotides. Lineage: Eukaryota; Metazoa; Arthropoda; Insecta; Lepidoptera; Nymphalidae. The record is from the annotation of a GenBank genome assembly.
AUGGAGGUUUACGCGAGCAGAGAUAUCGAGGAAGGUGAUGAGAUCACUACUUGUUAUACUGGAUUAUUAUGCUGCAAUCCGGUUAGACGAUUACAACUCUAUAAGACAAAAAACUUCUUGUGCACCUGCCUUAGAUGCAAUGAUGUCACAGAAAUGAAUACAAAUUUAUCCGCAUUACGUUGUUUCAAAGAAAAUUGCUCCGGAAUCAUAUUACCUCAAUCACCGCUAGUUAUAAACACUUCAUGGGUUUGUCAGUAUUGUGGAACAAUAGUACCACCGCAGAAAAUAGGUUUUAUACAGAGUAUUUUAGGCAGUCUUGUAGGAACCGCUCACUUAAACGAGAAAUUUCAAGUAGAUGUUCCUGUAUUGAGACGGCUUCAAAAAAUUUUACCCUCAUCAAAUUACGUUCUUGAAAUCAUGCGAUUCUCGAGCGCGAUAACCAUUGGUUUUGAAGAUGAGAACGGACUAAAUGAGCUAUCGGAGUCCCAGUUAUCUCUGAAGGAGAGGUUGUGCCGCUGCACAUUGCGAACGGCGGCGGCCCUGGGCGUGGGAGACGCGCACCUACGAGGCCUACUCCUGUAUCACCUUCACGCCGCGCUGGCAGAACGCGCCAGACGCCGCCCAGACCUGUAUGAGGAGCUGAAGUCUGAAAUUGAGAGCACUAUACAAGAAGCUAGUAACAUUCUCAAGGACGAUAUUUCAUCACCACCAGAUCUUGAAAUAAGGAGACAGUACCUCGGACCGAAUUGUGACAAGACACAACAAGAACGAUUCUUUAUUCUUGACACUCAGAAACAUUAG